Messenger RNA from Phaeodactylum tricornutum CCAP 1055/1, 1152 nucleotides. RefSeq lists its product with no specific name. The record is from RefSeq and is a predicted model, not a curated record. The transcript has a single exon. The coding region runs from base 1 to 1152 and encodes 383 amino acids. Gene Ontology annotation, biological process: mitochondrial proton-transporting ATP synthase complex assembly; mitochondrial protein processing. NCBI's taxonomy places the organism in Eukaryota, Bacillariophyta, Bacillariophyceae, Surirellales, Neidiaceae. Gene Ontology annotation, molecular function: metalloendopeptidase activity. Gene Ontology annotation, cellular component: extrinsic component of mitochondrial inner membrane.
AUGAGUUCGCCGACGGCAGCGUCGGCCGAUACCGAGACGUCGGCGUCUUCAUCGUCCCUUUCCUGUCGUUCUUGUGUACGACUCUUGCAAGAGAUUCUCGAUCGUCCCGAUUCUCGUCCCCGGGCCUACUUGCAUGCCAUGAUGCAGUCACCGCACUCCCCAGUGGAACACUCGAACGGUGUUACCAGAAUGCGGGACGACGAAUCGUCCCGCACUCCAUCGAAGCCCACAGCGUGCGCGGCAACGUCUCCGGCAAAGCCCUUUCGUUACAAGUCCACAGUAGACGGCAUUCAGGUCGAAAUACCGGCCCCUUUGCCCUUUUUUACCGUCCCCCAACGCCGUUGGACGCGACUGCUGGAACCGAUCGAAACACAAUUCACCACGUCGGUAACCGACUCUGCCACUCCACUUAGCGUCGGACUCGCUCGCAAGGAAACCACCCUUCAGGCGACGAGCGUGUUGACGACAACAGUAGCCGUAGGAGCAGCAACGACACCAACCACAACGACAAAUGGGAAUUCGCACGCGAUUGUCCGGUCCCAGCGCGCAUCCUCCCCAAACCCAACCAGAAGAUCCCAUUCGACGACCGUACCCCCGCCAUCGGCUCCCAAUCCGACUGAAUGGUUGCAAAUAUCGUGUAAAGCUUGUUCGAACCAAGGACCCGAGGGUAGUGCCCGUGCCUUUGUCAUGGGGCCCACGCCCUUGUCGGUCGUGGUCUGUCACAACCGCCUCACCAGUCCACCCCACGACCCGGAUUCCCCCACCACCACCCCAUCACGGUACAUGCGCAGCACACCGCACGAGCGAGCUCUGGACGAAAUGUCCGAAAUAUUGACGCACGAAUUGACACACGUUUACGAUGUCCGCAUGCUGCAGCUGGAUUUGCGCGAUUGCGAAAAUUUGGCCUAUUCCGAAGUCAGGGCCGCUCGACAGGCCGAAUGCGCCAAUUCGUGGAUGCCACAAUCCUGUAUACGCCAAAAGGCGCUGACAGCAACCCAUAAUCUCUUUCCCGAUCAUGCCCGGCAAUGCGUACAGCGUGUCUUGGAACAGGCCAUGAAGGAUACCCGACCGUUCCCGCCAGCUCAUGCGUCCAAAACCGCCAGUGGUGGAGGUGGUGCGAGUUACGCGGUUCCUGAACCUUCGACACGAUAA